UCUCACAAAAAUUCCCAACGACAUGUUUCAGUCUCCUUCACCCUGAUUCCUAACAACACCACCAGCCCAACACAACUUUGAACUCUCAGUUCCCAACAAACACCCAGAACCCCAUAUUUCUAAUGUCAAACUGUACGGUCGAGACCUGCACAGUUGAGACCAGUGAUGGAGCCAAGCUCAACACAAGGCUCUUCAGACCCAGAGAAGCCUAACAACAACAACAAAUGAAGGAGGGCAAUGAUCUUGUGGUGGUUCUGGUGCAUCCCUACUCUGUCCUUGGUGGCUGUCAGGGACUUUGGAGAGGCAUAGCAGCUGGGUUAGCUGAGAAAGGUUUCAAAGCUGUCACUUUUGACAUGAGAGGAGUUGGGAGGUCAACUGGGAAGGCUUCUCUUACUGGGUUUGCAGAAAUCAAGGAUGUGAUUGCUGUGUGCAAAUGGGUCUUUGAGAAUUUGUCUGCUAAUAGAAUUUUGCUUGUGGGUUCUUCUGCAGCUCAACUGUCCUUUAUCAUCCAAAGUUGGGAUUUUGAUGAUGUAAGAGUGAAAAUAAGUGGGAUCCACAGGUCUUUCUGCAACUGUAGUGAAUUUUCUCUCUAGGUAGCAGAAAGAAGACGUGAAGAAGAAGCAAGGCGCGGCGAGCAUUUUGAAGAGAAUGAAGCAGAAUGGUAGGAGAGGAGUUGGGCGGGGUAAGAACUCUUCGGAUGUUUCGGAGGAUGAGAGUAAGGAUAGCAUGGUGGAUGAAGAAGAGGAGGAGGAGG
Molecule: messenger RNA, 754 nt
Organism: Rosa rugosa (rugosa rose)
Lineage: Eukaryota; Viridiplantae; Streptophyta; Magnoliopsida; Rosales; Rosaceae
Exons: 2
Coding region: 225-593 (122 amino acids)
Source: RefSeq, a predicted model, not a curated record